Molecule: messenger RNA, 4696 nt
Organism: Morus notabilis
Lineage: Eukaryota; Viridiplantae; Streptophyta; Magnoliopsida; Rosales; Moraceae
Product: mediator of RNA polymerase II transcription subunit 15a
Exons: 12
Coding region: 179-4291 (1370 amino acids)
Biological process (GO): regulation of DNA-templated transcription
Molecular function (GO): transcription coactivator activity; chromatin DNA binding
Source: RefSeq, a predicted model, not a curated record
AAGUUCUUGAUUGCCUUCUUCAAUGGGUCAGUUCAGGUCCGAAAGCGUUCGACAAUUCUAAGCCCGAAGCUCCGGCGAAAGAUCGCCACGGCCACCGUCGACCGCCUCCAUCUCUAGCUUCACCGAUAGCGGACCGCCUCUAAAACCAUAAAACUUUGUUGGGUUGAUUUGGGUAUUGAUGGACAACAAUAAUUGGAGACCAAUUCAAGGUGGAGAACCCGCCAUGGACGCCGUCGAUUGGAGGACUCAAUUGCAACCCGAUUCGCGACAACGAAUCGUCAAUAAGAUAAUGGAUACCUUAAAGAAACAUCUCCCUUUCUCUGGUCAAGAGGGAUUGCAUGAACUCAAGAAAAUUGCCGAAAGGUUUGAGGAAAAGAUUUACACUGCUGCCACUAGCCAGUCCGACUAUUUACGGAAAAUUUCAUUGAAGAUGCUGACCAUGGAGACUAAGUCUCAGAACUCCAUACCCAAUUCUUUGCCAACCAACCCUGUGAGCAAUAAUAACAGACCCCCAGACCCAGGAUCUCUUGGUAUGCAGUCCCAAAUACACAAUCAAGGUCAAUCACUUGCUAUGCCAUUGCAGCCCAAUCAAUCUCAAACGCGUCCACAACUAUUACCGCAAAAUAUUCAGAAUUCUGGUGGAGUUCAGAGUUCUUCCACCUUGUCACCUGCACUACCUCCUCCUUCCAGCUUAAGUCAGACUUCUAUCCCAAGUGUUGUUGGCCAAAAUCCAAACAUGCAAAAUAUGCCUGGCACUUCACAGAACACAGUAGGGAAUUCCAUGGGCCAAGGUGUUCCUGCUAAUAUGUAUGCAAGUUCGCAGAGGCAAGUUCAUGGAAGGCCACAGGUCGUUCCCCAACAACAGCAGCAAUCACAGAACGCUCAACAGUAUAACAUGUACCAGCAGCAGCAGCUUUUGAAGCCCAAGUUCCAACAGGGAAAUAUCCCACAACCAAUGAUGCAAUCUCACAUGCAGCAGCAGCAGCAGCCAAAUCUGUUACAACCAACUCAGCUGCAGUCUUCCCAGCAAGCUGUUAUUCAAACUUCAGCUGCAAUGCAACCUAACAUGAUGCAAUCCUCUCUCUCCGGUCUUCAACCAAAUCAGCCAUCAUCUGUUCAACAGUCAAAACCCAUGCUUCAGCAACAUCAACAAUCAGUCCUUAGGCAGCAGCAACAGCCUCAACAGGCUGCUGUUGCUCAUCAACAGCAAACACAAAUGCCACAGCAGCAAAUAUUGCCCCAACAGCAGCAGCAGCAGCAGCAACCGCAGCAGCAGCUUAUGGGUCAACAGCCAAACUCUACAAGCAUGCAACAGACUCACUUAAUUGGACAACAAAACAACAUUGGGGACAUUCAGCAGCAGCAGCAACAGAGAUUACUUGUCCAACAGAAUAAUCUCUCAAACCUGCAACAACAGCAGCAACAGCAGCAGUUAAUGGCUCAGCAGAACAACCUAUCUAAUUUGCAUCAGCAACAGUUAGGCUCUCAGGGUAAUGUUACUGGAUUACACCACCAGCAGCAGCUGCUUGGUACUCAGACUGGUAACUCAAGCAUGCAAACUAAUCAGCACUCCCUGCACAUGCUACAACAAUCCAAACCUUCUCUGCAGCAGCAACCACAACAGAGUGCAUCUAAUUUGUUACCAACUCAGGCACAGCAGUCGCAACCACAGCCCCCACAGCAGCAGAUGUUAUCACAGAUCCAGUCACAGCCAACACAGAUACAGCCACCGUUAAGUAUGCAACCAAAUCCCUUACAACGAGACAUGCCACAGAGGCUUCAAGCAUCAGGUCAAACCUCGGGAUCCUUGCUUCAAACACAGAAUGUAAUUGAUCAGCAAAAGCAGCAGUUAUAUCAAUCACAAAGAGCCCCUCCAGAAACGUCAUCAACGUCUCUAGAUUCAACAGCUCAGACGGGACAUGCAAAUGUAAGUGACGACGAGGUCUACCAGAAGAUCAAAGCAAUGAAGGAACAAUACUUACCUGAACUCAACGAAAUGUACCAAAAGAUUGCUGCCAAAUUACAGCAGCAAGAUUCUCUUCCACAACAGCCAAAAUCAGAUCAGUAUGAGAAGAUAAAGUUAUUUAAGACCAUGUUGGAGCGUGCCAUAACAUUCUUACAGGUUCCAAAAGGUAGCAUUUUACCUGGGUAUAAGGACAAAUUGGCUCACUAUGAGAAGCAGAUAGUAAACUUUAUCAACACACAUAGACCCAGGAAGCCUGUUUCUCAACUGCAGCAAGGACAGGUUUCCUCAACUCAUAUGCACACCAUGCAGCAGCCUCAAUCUCAAAUCGCCCAAGUACACUCUCAUGAAAACCAAAUGAAUCCUCAGUUGCAAUCAAUGAAUGCACAAGGUUCUGUGGCAACAAUGCAGCAGAACAAUAUGACAAGCUUGCAGCAAAGUUCUAUCUCUACUUUAUCUGGAGUUUCUACACCACAGCAAAAUGUGAUGAAUUCAUUGCAGCCCAAUUCCAAUAUGGAUUCAGGGCAAGGAAAUUCACUGAACUCAUUGCAGCAAGUUUCUGUGGGCUCUAUGCAACAAAAUCCUGUGAGUGCUCCUCCACAGGGAAACAUUAAUGCACUGUCCUCCCAGAAUGGGAUGAAUGUGCUGCAGUCAAGCAUCAAUACGCUUCAACCAAAUUCUGGUAUGCUUCAACACCAGCAUAUAAAGCAACAGCAGGAACAACAAAUGUUGCAAACUCAACAGCUCAAACAACAGUUGCAUCAGCGACAAAUCCAGCAGCAACUAUUGCAGAAGCAGCAGAUCUUGCAACAGCAGCAGCAACAGCAGCAGCAGCAGCAGCAGCAACAGCAACAGCAAUUGCAGCAGCAACCAAAGCAGCAGCUUCCUGCACAGUUGCAAACACACCAAAACCAAAUAUCUCAGCUUCAUCAAAUGAAUGAUGUAAAUGACAUGAAGAUGAGACAAAAUAUGGCUGUUAAGCCAGGGGUCUUUCAGCAACAUGUCCCAGCUGGCCAACGCUCCGCUUAUCCCCAUCAACAGUUGAAAACAGGAUCUCCUUUUUCCGUUCCUUCAAAUCAUCUUCAGGCCUCAUCACCUCAAGUUUUGCAACAUUCUUCUCCACAAGUUGACCAGCAGAACCUUCUGUCAUCUCUCACCAAAGCUGGAACUCCUUUACAAUCCGCUAACUCGCCUUUUGUUGUUCCAUCUCCUUCAACUCCUUUGGCUCCGUCUCCCAUGCCUGGAGAUUCUGAUAAACCUGUUCCAGGUAUUUCCUCACUCCCAAAUGCUGGAAAUGUUGGGCAGCAACAAGCAAGUGGUGGUGUUGCUCCAGCUCCAUCCCUUGCAAUCGGCACUCCUGGAAUAUCAGCCUCUCCUUUGCUUGCUGAGUUUAGUAGUCCUGAUGGUAUUCAUGGUAAUGUUUUAUCAUCUGUUUCUGGCAAGUCAAGCGUUACAGAGCAGCCUCUUGGUCGCUUAAUUAAAGCGGUAAAGUCAAUGUCGCCUACGGCAUUGAGUGCCUCUGUCAGCGAUAUUGGCUCAGUGGUCAGCAUGAUUGAUAGGAUUGCAGGAUCAGCUCCAGGUAAUGGCUCUAGAGCUGCAGUUGGUGAGGAUUUAGUUGCUAUGACAAAGUGUCGUCUGCAAGUUAGAAAUUUCAUUACCCAAGAUGGAACAAAUGGGACGAGAAAAAUGAAGCGCUACACUAGUGCCAUGCCCUUAAAUGUUGUAUCAUCAGCCAGCAGCAUUAAUGAUAGUUUCAAACAGUUCAAUGGUUCAGAAACAUCUGAACUGGAGUCAACUGCAACAUCUGGUAUCAAGAGGCCCAAGAUUGAGGCUAAUCAUGCUCUUUUAGAAGAAAUAAGGGAAAUAAAUCAGCGUCUUAUUGACACUGUUGUUGAUAUAAGUGAUGAAGACGUUGAUCCAAGUGCUGCUGCUGCAGCUGUUGAAGGGGGUGAAGGGACCAUUGUUAAGUGCUCUUUCAGUGCUGUGGCGCUCAGCCCGAACUUGAAAUCACAGUAUGCUUCAGCAAGAAUGUCACCAAUUCAGCCCUUAAGAUUGCUUGUUCCCACAAAUUAUCCCAAUUGCUCCCCAAUACUGUUGGACAAAUUUCCAGUGGAAAUCAGCAAGGAAUAUGAAGAUCUUUCGGUAAAAGCAAAGUCGAAGUUUAGCACAUUUCUAAGAAGCCUUUCACAACCCAUGUCGCUUGGGGCAAUAGCAAGGACUUGGGAUGUUUGUGCUCGUGCAGUUAUUUCCGAGCAUGCACAACAGAGUGGCGGUGGCAGCUUCAGCUCAAAGUAUGGGACUUGGGAGAACUGCUUGAGCGCUUCUUAAUCAUCUUUGCCGACCUAAAGCAAAGCAUCAGAGUUGCAGCUUGCCGCUGAAUUUGCUGCGGUGCUCUGGUGUCUGAAACUUUGAAGCAGUUUCUGGAUCGACUCUACUGCUAAGCAAAGUUCAGUAUUACUGUUGUAGUAGGAAGAAACAUUCUAGUUUUGUAUGUUGAAAACUUGCAAAAAAGGGAAUAAUCAUGGAGUGGUUUGGUAUCUCUGCUCCAUUGUAUAUUUUGCUUGUAGGCGUGCAAUAGUAAAUGGGUCCACAUUGUUGCACCAGCAGAUGUUUGUUAUUAGCUUUGUGAUAAACUGUCUAAUCUAUUUUGUUAUGUUAGUAUAACCUAACAAAUUGUAUCUGUUCCGCUGGAUAUUUUAGUCAGAAAUGCACAGUAAUUAGUAGUACUACAUA